AUGUAUAAGCUGGUCUCCUGCUGUUUGCUUUUCAUAGGAUGCUUAAAUCCUCUCUGGUCUCUUCCUGUCCUUGACUCCAGGGAAGAGCCCCUGCAGCUCUCAGCACCUGAAGAUGUCGAAUCAACUUUGGAUGAGCUGGAAAGAGCUUCCCUUCUGCAGAUGCUGCCAGAGAUGUCAGGUGCAGAGACAGGAGAUGGUCUUAGGAAAGCAGAUCUCGGUACCAACAUUUUUUACCCAAGAGGAAGUGUGAGAAAAUUUCAGGCUUUCUCAGGACAAGAUCCUAACAUUUUACUGAGUCACCUUUUAGCCAGAAUCAGGAAGCCAUACAAGAAACGUGGAACUCCCUCUGAAUGCUUCUGGAAGUACUGUGUCUGAAGUGACAUGAACAUCUACUAGGCAACUCAAAACCAACCAUCUUAGAAAAAGUCAAAUAAAAACGCUUGAUCUGAAAGCAGUAUAGAUGAAAAACUAGGCAAGCUAUACCCUGUUCAUUAUUAUUUGGAAAAUAA
Globicephala melas (long-finned pilot whale) is the source of this 509-nucleotide messenger RNA. It is a transcript of the gene UTS2, whose product is annotated as urotensin 2. The record is from RefSeq and is a predicted model, not a curated record. Gene Ontology annotation, biological process: blood vessel diameter maintenance; regulation of blood pressure. NCBI's taxonomy places the organism in Eukaryota, Metazoa, Chordata, Mammalia, Artiodactyla, Delphinidae. Gene Ontology annotation, molecular function: hormone activity. Gene Ontology annotation, cellular component: extracellular region.